AAAGCAGAGGCGGUUCGGAGCGGGUGCCGGGCGCACCGAAAGCGAAGCCGGUUUGGCGCUCCUCCUCCUCCUCCUCCUCCUCCUCCCCGACGGGAAAGUUGCGGAAGAAGGAAGGGAAAGCGAGGCCGAAGCAGGAAGGAGCCAUGGCCGGUUCUUCUCCGUCUCCGUCUCCGUCUCCGUCCGGGGAAGAUGAGGAGGGCGGCGGGUGGCGGGCGGCGCCCUUGGUGGCGCUGAACUACGCGCUGCGCCGGCGGCUGUCGCUGCUGCUGAACCCGGGCGCGGCGGUGGCGGCGGACUGGGCCUCGCUGGCCGAGGCGCUGGGCUACGAGUUCCUCGAGAUCCGCGCCUUCGAGGCCCACGCCGACCCCACGGCCCAGCUGCUCCACGACUGGCAGAGGCGGGCCAGCCCCCCCGCCACCGCCGGAGCCCUCCUCGACGCCCUCCGACGCCUCCACCGGCACGACGUCCUCGCAGACCUCGCGCCCGCCAUCGAGGAGGACUGCAAGAAAUACCUGCAGAGGAAGCGAGAGGAGCAGGCUGAGCGGCCAGUUCAGGUCCCGGCGGUGGACAGCAGCUUCCCAAGGAUGUCCGAACUGCGCGGUAUCACCACCCAGGACGACCCCAUGGGGCAAUUCCCGGAGAUGUUUGAUGCCUUCAUUUGCUACUGCCAGAGUGAUCUCCCCUUCGUUCAAGAAAUGAUCCAAGAGCUGGAGCACACUGACCACAAGGUGAAGCUCUGCGUCUUUGACCGGGACGUCCUCCCAGGAACCUGUGUGUGGUCCAUCACUAGCGAACUGAUAGAGAGGCGCUGCCGAAAAAUGGUAGUAGUCAUCUCAGAUGAUUACCUGGAGAGUGAAGAAUGCGAUUUCCAAACCAAGUUUGCUCUCAGCCUCUCACCAGGGGCUCGCCAGAAGCGCCUCAUCCCGGUGAAGUGCAAGACCAUGAAGAAGGAGUUCCCAAGCAUCUUGAGGUUCAUCACCCUUUGCGACUACACCAAUCCUGCCACCAAAAAAUGGUUCUGGAUGCGGUUGGCCAAGUCCCUCUUGCUGCCCUGAGGCCAAGUGUUAAGAAUAGGCAUCUCUUGCUUUGUCUGGACUGUGUUUUCAAGGAGGAUCAGCCGGUCUCUCUUCACCUUCACCCCAAGCAAUGGUUUAAACUUUGCCAAAUCUCAUGAAACAACAUUCUGCUUCAAAACAUGGCCAGUUUUAAAAACGUGAGUGAUGUUAAGGGUGAAAGGUAAGGACAGGUUCAUCUGCUCAAGAGGCAUUUGCAAGGUAUCAAUUCCUGCAUUUAACCUCCUCGCCAUCCUGCCAAACAGGAGAACCAAGAAAAACUGGACCAAGAAGGAGAGAACUUUCAACAGCAUUGGCGUACAAACUGCUGGUAAUCUUUAAUAAGAUGUUGAUAUUUUCUCUGCUGUUUAAAUGUGGGGCCAAAAAGCAUCCUUUAUCCACAAGAGAACAAUAAUCCUGUUUCUAAUACAGGUGAGUUCUAUGUGCCUUAAAACAGGUCUUAGUUGUGGACCAAGAGGGCUUGUGUUUAAUGGAGUGCCAACAUGUAAACGCAACAUGGAGCACAACAUCAGCACCAAGCUUGUGUGGGUUCUGUACUGCCAGGUUGUUGUUGUUGUUUGUCUCUGAAAUGUGCAGUCUUCUCUUUAUAAGACAGAAGUCAAAGCCUGGAAGGAAUGACCAGAAACAAUGGCUUUAGUUUUCACGUCAACACUCUGCCUUCCAGCAAGAGGUGAAUAUUUUCUUUUCCUUUGGUUUACUGAUACCUUUCCUGCCUCUGGGCAAUGGGUAGGAAUCAGCCCUGGACAAACAAAUAACAUGUUUACUACAUGGGAUUGUCUGCAUUAUUUGCAUAGCCUGCCUUAAAAAAUCUUUUGCCUUAGAGCAAGCUUGUAGUACUCAGUUUAGAAAUAGCAAUAGACUGGCACCAUAUGACUUUCCAGAAUUUAAUUAAGCACUUGGCUAUAUGAGCCUCCCCAUAUUUUGGGGUUGAACCUUUGUGGAUUUGAUGAAUUGUGGUUAAUUUUCAGUGGAAGACAUUCUACCCCUGAAUGGAUAUCAAAAGUAGACUGUCAGAUUAUCUCUAAAUACGGAAUAAAUCUCAGGAGGGGCACCUGGUUUCCUUGCACAAAAUGAGAUGAGCAAAUACUCUGUUGACUCUCUCAGCUGAUAUGGCCUGACGUAAAGGAGGUGAGGUGGUGGUCUUGCAUACCUGGAAGCUUGUUCACUUAUUAUCUGGAUUUGAGAUGCCUUUUCUUGUUGGUUUUGCAAGUUGAGGGUUUGCAGGGUAUUUAAACCAUCAUCUCUUGCUCACUUUUCCAGAUUAUUCAUGGCCCAUGACACUUUUUGCUAUUGAUUGUGUGUUCCAUUGUGAACCUAUCCAAGAAUGACUUGCCUUUAACUGUUACACGGGGCCCCUGGUGGCACAGUGUGUUAAAGCGCUGAGCUGCUGAACUUGCGGACCAAAAGGUCCCAGGUUCAAAUUCUGGGAGUGGAAUGAGCGCCCACUGUUAGCCCCAGCUCCUGCCAACCUAGCAGUUCGAAAACAUGCAAAUGUGAGUAGAUCAAUAGGUACCACUCCGGCGGGAAGGUAACGGCACUCCAUGAAGUAAUGCCGGCCACAUGACCUGGAGAUGUCUAUGGACAACGCCGGCUCUUCGGGUUAGAAAUUGAGAUGAGCACCAACCCCCAGAGUUGGUCACGACUGGACUUAACAUCAGGGGAAACCUUUACCUUACCUAACGGUUACACAUCCAUACUGCACAAUUAUGGUACCUUAAUAUUGCAAUAUUUGCUAUGGCUUCAUUCUCUAAAAUCUUGGGAAAUGCAGUUUUGUGAAAUAUUGUACAAUCCCUGAAUCUUCAGGACUGGUAUCUGUAGUUUCCCUUACCCAUAUCCAAACAAAAGAGGCAUCUCUGGGCAUUUUGAAGGCUCUCAAGUAUGAUUCUGUGGUUUGCUUCUGCUGGAAGUUGAACACAAAAGUUGCACUGGAGGACCUAGAAAUCCUACAGAAUUGUUUGAUUUAGGUAUUUCCUAGAUCAUGCAGCAUGAUUCUGUGGUAUGUCUCUGCUGGAAGUCCUCCAUUUAAAUAGAAUUUGCCAUUACCCGUGGUUUCAUGUUUCCAUGGUAUGUCCAGGAAUGUAUCCCUUGCAGAUACUGAAUUCAUAUUGUAUUAAAAAUUAUAUGCUACAGAGGUCUAGUGUCUCAUGAAACUGCAAAGCCCAGCAUUAUGGAAAAUGCAGCCAUGGUAGUUAAAAUGAACUCGACAGUGUUAUACAUGUGUAGUAUGCAAGAAACCAUUGCAGUGUCUAAUAAUCAAUGAGAAACCUCGGGAGGAGGAGAGCUCUUAGUUACUUCAAAGGAGUCUGAUUUCUUGACUACAGUCUCCACUUAGAUUGAUGACUAGCCAAGAUAACGAAAAUCAAUAACUAUUCUAAUGGCUUCCUUAUCUACUUCGAAGUUAUUUAAAUCUUAUCUCCACUUCCUUGCAUCACUUCUUCUGUCUUUCAUUUAUUUUUGUAUGGGGCUUUGGAAGCAGGACCUCCUCUGGAUACCAAAAUCAGAGGAUGCUCAGGUCCCAUUAUGUACAAUGGUGUAGUAAAAUGGUACCCAUUUUAUAAAAUAGCGAAGACAUAGACAAAUGCAUGAGAGAGCUGGAGGAUCUAUGAAAUGGUGGAGUCUAAAGCAGGGCAUACAUAGGGCUCGGUGCUUGCAAAAAUCAGGAUUUGCUUUUUGGAAUUUUUCAUCCAAAUGUUUUCAAGUUGUGAUUGGUUGAAAUCAUGGAUACAGAAUUUGUGGAUACUGAAUAUACUUCUCUGAUUUCAAUUUCACAUGUUUUUUCAUGGGGGUCCUAUCACACCUAUCAGCAACAAAUAUUUGACUAUCAGAACAUAAUGGAAGUCAUGAUGGACUAGACCAGUUUCCUCUAGUGCAAGAUACACAUUUUAUCAGCCUUACCCACAGCUUCUUAAAGGAGGUAGUUAAAGAAUUGGAAAAGAGUUUGCUUAGUACUGUUGCAUAUCUGCUGUUCUUUUUGUUUGCUGCUUCAGAUCCAUCCUUGUUGUUUCAGCAGAUUUGUAAAAUCCGGGGCAGAGAAGGGAAUUUCCCAUAAAUUGCAGCUGCACAUUGUUUGCUGGAUACAUUGUAAGUGUUUGAUGUGUCUGUUACUUCAUGGGUCUUUUAUGAGCUGAUUUUAAAAUGUUACUGUAACGUACUAUGAGCAUUAUUCGGGAGGACAAGGUUUUCUAAAUACUUUUCAAUAAUAAAAAAGUUGACAACUGUG
This is a messenger RNA of Anolis carolinensis (green anole), 4293 nucleotides long. RefSeq names its product MYD88 innate immune signal transduction adaptor (gene myd88). The transcript has 5 exons. Gene Ontology annotation, biological process: positive regulation of canonical NF-kappaB signal transduction; innate immune response; Toll signaling pathway. NCBI's taxonomy places the organism in Eukaryota, Metazoa, Chordata, Lepidosauria, Squamata, Anolidae. The record is from RefSeq and is a predicted model, not a curated record. Gene Ontology annotation, molecular function: Toll-like receptor binding; TIR domain binding. The coding region runs from base 144 to 1055 and encodes 303 amino acids. Gene Ontology annotation, cellular component: plasma membrane.